CACGCAGGGCACGAUAUGAGUAAGCAAGCCGUAUUCGACGGGAAGCGGGCGAUACGGGGAGGGAUACCUUUUGUCUUUCCUCAAUUUGGACAAUGGGCAUUCGGACCUCAGCACGGGUUCGCGCGGAUAGCGCGCUGGCACGUGGAGAAAAUGCCGGAGCGGUUGCCGAGCGGAGACGUGGAGGCCGUUUUCAGCCUCAUGGACGACGACUUCACGCGCUCCAUGUGGCAUUUCCAAUUCAGACUGACAUAUAGGCUGAUCCUGCGAGAGAAGGAGUUGCAUUUCAACAUCGGCGUGUACAAUCCGAGCAAAGAGCUCACGUUCAGCUGCCAAAUGCUACUGCACACCUACUUCAAAGUGCCUGAUGUGCGCCGCUGCCAGAUCACCGGCAUGCACGGAUGCAUGUUCAUCGACAAGACGCGGGAAGGCGCGGUGUACCAGGAGACGCGCGAGGUGGUAACGGUCAACGAGUGGACGGACCGCAUCUACCAAAAUACCAUGCAGGAGCACAUCAUCACCAACGUCGUCAGCGGGCGCAAGAUGCGGAUACAGAAGUACAAUUUCCCUGAUACUGUGAUUUGGAACCCUUGGGCGGAGUACGCGAAGGAGAUCCCCGACUUCGGCGACGACGAAUUCCCCAAUAUGGUAUGCGUGGAGGCGGGCCGCGUCGCCGCACCCAUCGUGCUGCUGCCCGGCACCGCCUUCGAGGCCAGCCAGAUCCUGCAGGUGAUGUAAACGACGCAACGAUUCGUCCAAACCCGUCCAACGAAGCGUCAAUUUUCUAGGAACUUUACAAUUUCGAGACAAUAUACAGUUGGGGGCUUCAGCCACUAGGUAAUCUUAAAUAAUACAAAUAUCGAUCUUAAAACCUCCCCUUUUUCAAGUAGUUAAAUUGUUAAGAAACCUACACAACAGCCGAUAGGGCUCGGAAGGAAUGUAGUGAAAAUUAUUACACAUGUACGACAGUCAUUGUAACUUAUUGAAAUACAUCUAAAUUCUAUCGCCCCUAUUUGCUUUUUCUUAUACACUUUGUUACUUUGAUUGUAUAACUGCGCGUGCAAUUCCCGGCGUAAUUUUCACUACAUAUGUCCCAAACAUAGAAAGUCUGCACUAACAGUGUGUCAAUUUAACUACUUUUUGCUUUGGUUUUGUUAAAUAAGGGUUGUAUGCGAAAUAAUUCGAUUCUCCACUCCAAUUGAUGCCCUUUAACUAUAGCUAUCUUCGUCUCUAAAAUGUAUACGUAUUUGCUGAAGUUAUUCUGUAAAACGUUUGACGUAUUAAUAAAUAAUUUGUGCCAAAUGUAGGGAUGAAUUGUCAUUAGACCGAUAUUCGCUUCAGUUUGAAAAGGUCUUUAUAUUUCACACAAUGUCGCCAAGUGCAAGCAUGAGCUCAUGAGAUUAAAUUUGGACAGAUAUCAGAACAUGGAUGGAAAGUAAAGUUUGAUAAUAACUUUAUUAAUGAUGCAGUUAGAAUCUUGAAAUAAAUUUAAGAUGUCUUAUUAAUUACCAUCAAUCGGCGACCAUAAAUCAACCAAUUGUAUGAAUAGAAUAAAAUCGUUUAAAAUUAUCAAUGUCACAAUAUUACAAUUUAAAAUACAAUGUUACGGGAUAAUAUGGAUCACAGAGUCCACAGUGUUGUAGAUCUCAGAGUCGACAGAGCUGUGGGUCACAGAUUCUACAGAGUAAUGGAUCACAGAGUCCACAGACUUGCGAAUCACAGAGUACAGAGCGUUACGGAUCACAUAGUCUUCAGAGUUUGUAGAUCACAGAGUCCACUGAGUUGUGAUUCACAGUCUCUACGAUUGGUUGAUUUGUAAUCGAGGAUUGAAGGGUCGGAUUAAUAGGAUUCAAAUUUAUGUUAUAAAGAAUUAAUCAAUUUUUAAAUAAAUUUACUUUUGCGCAGAAAUGAAAGUUUUCAAAAUUGGUAACAGCCCGAUGUUAAUGCCCAUGAGUUUAUAGUUUUUAAUAUUAUGUACCCGACUCAUCAGCCCCCAAUGUGUUAUCAUUCCGUUUGUAUUAUAAUUAUUUACUACUUUAACGUGUAAGUAAUUGCUUAAUUUAACGAAGUGAGACGUCACAAUUUAGUAACUAAUUCCCUUUUAAGUAAUAGGGGAUACUAUUGCUUGGCUCCGAAUUUAACGUCAUAAUCAUACGACGAAAACUCUAUUCCAAUCCAUUAUACCAAAAUAGUAAACAAACCGGUUUGGUUAAAAUAAAUAAAUAAUAUUUCAAAUAUAGAUUUGUGAAUAGUCUAUGGUUGCAUAGGGCUGUGCGGAAAUAACUCAUUCGGUGAAUACAAUUAAAGUUUUUGUAAUCAAUAAGUGAUGACAAUGAUUCGAAAAUUAAUCACAAUUGAACGAAUAUCUAAGUGUAAGGAUUUGAAGGAGGAUUUAAAAUUAGAUUUCGGAAUAUUUAAAGUUGCUUUUAUAGAUUAUGUAAGAAAAACAAGAUUAGUCUCAUGUAUGAAAUAUCUGUAGCGAAAUUGCAAACUCCGUUUUAUUAUAUAAAACCCAGUUAUUUCAACUGAUUCAAUUAAACAAAUCGAUUCAUUCGAUUAAUUAAUCGAUUUGUAGUUGGUAGUACAGUUGGCCAUCACUAAACUGUCUAUGGUCUGGCCAAUGAUCUGCUUGUUUGCUUUUCUGGUAUAAUGGAUUGGAACAGACUAUAACUAAUUUGUAGAUACUUGUUUUCUUGCCACAAAUUGAGUACAGUCUAGCGUGUGUUCAUUGGCGUCGUCGCCAAGUUGACGCCGAUUUUGUAAUGUAUUCUACGUCUUUUCUAUUUCUAUAUACUUCCAUUUCUGUCUUCCUAUGUUGAGCAUUUUUACAUUGGCCGGUAAUGGCACCGGUGUAACGGGUAAUUAAUUUUUAAUACUGUGUCAGCAACCGGAUGCAUUAAGGCUGUUUUCACAUGGACCACUAAAAUCCCUACUAUACAAUCAAUGUCUUGAUUUAAAUGGUCAAAAUAACCAAAAAUAUGUACACAUCAAGUAGUGUAUAUUAUGUGCUAUUAAGUUCAGAAUUCUCAAAAUAUUUGCUCAUUUGACAAAAAUCAAUCUUAUGCAAUUAAUUUUAAUGUCUACAUCAGCAUGCAGACCUUUUGUAUGUUACCAAGUGAAGAGACGAACUGCGCCUUGUGGUAAGCGACACGCCUGUCCAUAGCAGUUGCAAUGCCACUCAAGAGCAUUAAAACGCAAAGACCUGAGGGGCACUGUUACCGCGCCCGUUACUCAGUCGACAAGUGCCUGUAAUUUCACCAGAUUGAAAGCAUUUGGAAAGUGCGCCUUGAACUUAUUGUUAUAAGUUUGAUUUUUGUCAAAUAUUAAUUUUAAAGGUGGCCAUAUUUAUUGCUUAUUUUGUCUGUUAAGAUCAUUUUGACGCUGACUAUAUGACCAGGGUAACGGUGGGACUGGAAUGAUGCAGCUGCAAUGAUGGGACUUUGUCCAGUAUGUAAUUUUCUAUUGAACACGUAUGCAAAACUAUAUUCUUUCACAGAGUCUAACCAAUGAAUUUAAAGGUUUGGUAGUAACGGCGACAACAAUUCGUAAUUUACAGAAAAUGUGUAUAAAUUUAACAGUAGUUGGCAAAAACUAAACGACAGAACUGAGUUGUAACUAUUAUUGUUAAUAAUUGAUUAUACAAUAGAAAGAAAAACUUAGUCUAUAUAUAUUUAACCCUUCACUAAAGAAUUGCACUUAAUUUGUUUUACCACCAAACUUCGUUUUGUAAAAGUAAAGAUUGCCCUGUUACUUAUAAAUAAACUUCAACUAAGAAGUGCUAGAAUGAUAAUAAUCCACGUCCGUUUACGUGAAACGUGGGAAAUGACGUAACGGGUUAAAAAAAUCUUUGUUAUGUCUUUUAUGCUAUUUGUACCAUGUUAACUCAAAGCUCAAUACUCAAAUACUGUUUUUAUGUUAUUCAUCAAGUAAACAGUUAACAUCGGUAUUCUUAAAAUGCAAUUAAAUUAUAAUACUUGUUUUCUUUGGUAACAUGUUGAAUACUUAACAGGUCCAGGUGGUCCUGAUUUAGGUAUUUUAAAACUAUACAGUCUUUUACUAUCUAACAUCGACGGUUGAAAAAUAACGGGUUAAGCGACAUUUUGGAGAUUCAUCGAUAUUCAAAAAUAAAACCAUUAAUAAUAGCUCGUUUAACCGAAUUUGAAUCUACAAUUUAGAAAUAAGUAAUACAAACUUUAGUCAUCUUCGGUUGAAAUACUGUUAUACUCACUUUUGUUUUCACCUCUCAAUAAUAAAGAAACAGUAAGAUGCGCUUAUACGGAAUAUGUAUAAAGCAGAUUUUGGGCAUAUGUGUCACUUAGCCCCUUUUUAAUUUUCAACCGUCUUUAUGAAUCUCGAUGUACAAUUUGCAUUUCUUAAAUACAUUCCCAAAACUAACACGUGAAUUAGGGUUUUAAUCUCGAAAUAUGUACAUAAGUACUCAAGCACAAUAUUGUACAAAUUGAUGUGAUUUUUUUAAGUACAUUUUAUUUUGUAUUACUUUUUUUUACUUGGAACUUUUUGGAGGCUUUUCAAAGUAUACGAGAAUUUAAUGUAAGUAAUGUAUGAGUACUUAUACUGCGGUCAUUGUAAGAGUAUCUCUGACAGAAGUGAAAGAAAGAACCAGUGCGAGUUUUGAGGCAAGUAACUCAAUUAAGCCGGUUUCAAAAACCCAACGACUUCUAAUAUGAAGUGGUCCAAGAGGCGAAUUGUGGACAAGCGUGUAUUUAAAAAUAUCUUAAACUAAAAAAAAGAACCAAUUCUCGAUAUUUAAAUAGGGAAGACCCAACCCGUAAUCUUUAUUACAGCUAGCAUUGUCAUUUAUUGCAUUGUCGAAGUAUGGAUGUUGACUUUGACAAUCUAGAAAACUAGCAUUACGCAGCAAAUGUUGCAAGAAAUCAUGUUAUAUGGAUCCUUCACCACUGCUAGCCAACCUGACGCUUUAUAUAGCAUCCGUACUUUUUUAGACCAUAGUGGGUCUGUCAGAGGUCAUGUUACAAUGACAGCAGCUUAGAUGUAAUGAGUUCCUUUGUUUUAAACGAUACGAGCGGUCAGGCAUCGUAUAUCGGCAUCAAAGAUGUGUUAAUGUUAUAUUUUAUCUAAUGUACAUUCGGUAGAUGCUCUCUGUACACGUAAGGCUGAUCUCGCUCGAGAUUAUUGCUGUAUGAAUGGUUAUUGUUAUUAAUGUCCAACAGUUUGUGAAAGAAUCGGUUUGAAAUUGAGUUUUCGAAGUCUUAUUCGGCUCUUUCAUAACUUAAACAUUUGAGGAAUAUUAAAUAUUUUCUUUUUUAAAUUAACUGUUUCUCAUCAAAAUUGUAACUUAGGUCCGUUCUAGACAUAACCAGUUUUUUCAGGUGAGAGUGAAUAGGCACUUGGGGCAAGCAUUCUGUACACUCGACCUAAGCGUCCUUAACAUGAAGUUAAUGCUUGCUUAAUUUCAUAAAAAAAAGUAACAUCAAAUUUGUUUCGAUCCAAUUCUAACGCUGUUGAUGUAAUAAAAAAAGUUAAGAAACAAGAAUAAAAACAUCUUGUAGUAGUUGCUAUUUUUUAGUAAGUCAUCACAAUUGUGUAGAUUGUAACUUAACAAACAUUACCACGCCUAACACUGUCUGUCUACCCCAUCCCUCUGGGGUAGACAGACAGCAGACCUCCGCUUAUUACGUUUCUGACGUACUUUCGCUUUUAAUACUAAUAAUUUGGGAUAACUGGAAAACGAGUUAAAACGUAAACAAGUUGUGUAAUACAGUAAAUUACAUAUUUUCAUUUAAACAUUUUGUUAUCAUUUGGUUACGAACAUACCGCAAUAACCUCAAGAGAUUUCAUGCACUUUUAUAAUUAAGUAGGAAGGGGCAGCGUAGAAGAUUUCCGUGUAUAUGAAUUCAGCACGAUUCAAGCCAACUGUAAUAUUCAAAAAUUGUGAUUUUAUAAGAACAGGUUACAAGUUAAAUAUGGACCGUUUUGCGGAAUCAUCUUAAGAGCUUAUAUCGCUCGAAUGUAUUUCUUUUUACUACUUUACACGAACAUUGAUGUUAAAAUUUGUUACUAGCGCCAUUAUGGGAAGGGCUCUUGUUAACUGGCCAAUCUUCUAAUACUUAUUAAUAAGCCUGUAUUGUUCCCUAAACUCUUAUUAAUCAGUGGUAUGUAAUAAACCAGUAUGGUCACGCAGGAUAAUAAUAAGCAAGGGUAAUUGAAAAUGCGCCUUAGAAGUCCCAAUUAACGCGUCUUAUAAAACCUUAUUUACUCGCCUUAUAAGUCCCGAUUUCCACACCUUAUAAAUACCCGAAGUCCGCACCUUUUAAAUUCCGAUUUCC
Molecule: messenger RNA, 6305 nt
Organism: Hyposmocoma kahamanoa
Lineage: Eukaryota; Metazoa; Arthropoda; Insecta; Lepidoptera; Cosmopterigidae
Product: glucose-6-phosphate 1-epimerase
Exons: 7
Coding region: 16-735 (239 amino acids)
Biological process (GO): carbohydrate metabolic process
Molecular function (GO): isomerase activity; carbohydrate binding
Source: RefSeq, a predicted model, not a curated record